This is a messenger RNA of Cynoglossus semilaevis (tongue sole), 1309 nucleotides long. RefSeq names its product P2Y purinoceptor 6-like. The record is from RefSeq and is a predicted model, not a curated record. The transcript is spliced from 5 exons. The coding region runs from base 326 to 1309 and encodes 327 amino acids. Gene Ontology annotation, cellular component: plasma membrane. Lineage: Eukaryota; Metazoa; Chordata; Actinopteri; Pleuronectiformes; Cynoglossidae. Gene Ontology annotation, biological process: phospholipase C-activating G protein-coupled receptor signaling pathway; positive regulation of Rho protein signal transduction. Gene Ontology annotation, molecular function: G protein-coupled receptor activity.
UGUUUUACAUGGACAUGACUGUGUCAACAAACUUUACAUACACUAACACACACACACACACACACACACAGAGACAUAUAGAUAUACAGUGUGUGUGUGUGUGUGUGUGUUAGUGUAUGUGUGUGUGCUGUGAAGAGUGGAAAAUCAGAAGAUGUUCUGGAAACAUCUGCUGAGCUGAUCAGUGUUGGACACUAAGGUGAAGAGGACGCACACACACACACACACACACACACUCACACACUUUAUUUAACCAGGUUAAAUCAAAGCUUUGUUUGUUUGUUUGUUUGUUUGUUUGUUUGUUUGUUUGUUUGUUGUAGCAGCUCAGAUGGCAGAGCUCUUAUUGGACGAAGCCCAGCUGGACGUCGUCCACAGUUACUGUGCGUCCAUGGGCUGGGCUGAGGUGUUGACGGUCACUGACUCGGUGGUCCUGACCACUGGUCUGUUGGCCAACACUGCCCUGCUGUGUCUGUUCAUCAGAGACAGGAAGUCCCUGUCUGCCUCCACGGUUCUGGGGUUGAAUCUCGUGGUCAUGAACUUCAUUUACCUGGGAACGUUGUUCUUUAACGUAACGGUCGCUCAACAUCAGGGAACGCUGAACGGACGCAACAGUUCAGGAAUGACAUCAUCACACCCUCCAGCAGAUGGCGCCAUAGACAGCAGGUAUAACAGGAGGUUAAUGGAGACCUUCAGCAUGUUUAACGCAAUAGGCUGCCCCCUGCUGUUGACCUGCAUGUGUGUGGAGCGUUACCUGGCCGUGGCGAGGCCGGUGCUGUACCUGAGGGUGAAGAGGUGGGAGAACCGCACCGUGGUGUCGGCGCUGGUGUGGGGCAUUACUGUCGCCUUCUGCCUGGGGACAUUCUUCUGUAGAAACGUGAGGGUCUUGAUGACAGCCGUGUCGGCCAUCAUCUCCGGCCUCUUCAUCGUCAUGCUCCUCUGUCUGGGAGGAGUCGUCCACUCACUGCUGAGGCCCGGCCCCGCCCACGGAUGCGCCCCCUCCCUGCUGAGUCCCGGCCCCGCCCACGCGGCCGGCCCCGCCCACGCAGCCGGCCGCGGCGAGGCGGGCCUGAAGAGACGGGCCGUGUGUAACGUGAUGAUGGUGGUGGUUCCUGCCGUGGUCACUUACUCACCCAUCCUGGUCAGCAUUCCCCUAGAACUGUCCUUUGAGCGCAGCCCGGUGGUGGUGGCCUGCAUGUGCGGCGUGUGGGAGACCGCCAACAUCUUCCCCAUGUUUGGGGUCUUCAUCGGACCACUCUUCUAUUUCUCUAAGGCAAAACAAAUGUGCUGCCGUGACAGAAAGGUCAAAAUGUGA